AUGAGACGCAAUGUCAUUACGACUCCAAAGGAUUCCCCUCAGCUGGCUUAUUACCUUUUCUACACUCGUUCUUUUGUUCAUUCUCGAAUACUUGUCAUCUAUCCCCGACAACCGGAGACGAAAAACAGUUUAUUCACAAUGGAACUAACAAGAAUGAAUCCUUGUUGAAUCGUAGAUUUACUUUACUACUCGUCAUUGGAGUUGGGAUGGAUUGGUCAAAAUCCAAAAGAAUUUACUCGCUUACUCAAUGGUCUCACUAAAUUAAUUGAUGUAAUUGCUCGUUUAAAUACCUCGCAAAUAGAGGUUCCAAAGGUGCGGGAGUACUUUGAUCCUUCCUUCAAUCUGACUGAAGUCUUGGAACAGCUAGGAAUCUCAGCAAAUGCGGCAAAAGCUAUAAGCGAGUCACGGCUUACUCCACAAUUCUUCAUACAUUCCUAUUCUUAUGCUCAGGAACUUACGUCCUCAUCUAUAUGGCAACUUGCACUUGGCGCAUUCAAUUCGGUGCCGAUACUUUGCAAUCAAACCAUCUUUAGAGAGAGCUUCUUGUUACCAGCA
Molecule: messenger RNA, 555 nt
Organism: Strongylus vulgaris
Lineage: Eukaryota; Metazoa; Nematoda; Chromadorea; Rhabditida; Strongylidae
Source: the annotation of a GenBank genome assembly